Molecule: messenger RNA, 4483 nt
Organism: Larimichthys crocea (large yellow croaker)
Lineage: Eukaryota; Metazoa; Chordata; Actinopteri; Sciaenidae
Gene: prrt4b
Product: proline rich transmembrane protein 4b
Exons: 4
Coding region: 242-3460 (1072 amino acids)
Source: RefSeq, a predicted model, not a curated record
ACUCAAUUCCACACAGACGAACCUACACCAGCUCAGAAAGACGGUCUCUCCUGCAGCACGCACACACACUCACACACACAUGCACACACAGACACAGACACAUACACACCGCUGGCUGUGGAUUCUCCAUCUUAUUUCAUAGAUUUGUAGGCCAGUUUGCCGGAGAGCCAGCUAAAACCACCUCAGGGAGCGGGAGAAUGGAGAACAACAUGUGACCGAUCCGUGCACCACUGUCGACAGCAUGCUUCUCCUCCUCCGGACGUUGGUUUUCUGCUUCUGGUGUUUUCUGCUACUUCACGGGCAGGUUGUGGCUGAUGAAGAGGCCCUUUGGGGAACAACGCCAUCAAGGGAAAACCCACCUGAAAAUAAACAAAGCUCUUCUUGGUGGCCAAAGUUCCCUCCCAUUCCCUCGCUACCGUUUCGUUUCCCCUUUUACAGUAGCUCGGACAGUAAUGACAAAGCUGCUACGCUGACCACAACCACCCAAGGGCCGACAGAGCCAAUUGAUCAUUUGCAAGACCACUCAGGUUCAGGGGAAGAGAGCAUUUCUGAAGCCUCUGAACCACCCACCACCUUGACUCAGGGGCUCCUAACCAGCGUGACAAAGAUAGGGACAGAAUCACUUCCCACAGGGACAUCGGAUUCUCCACACAGUAGCAUAACGCAGAGCCACAAUGAUACUCUUGUUUCAGACUCCUACUCUCCCACAAGCAGUUCUAUCAGAAACACUCUGUUCACUAACAGUCCCACCAGCACAAGCACUCCUGAACGAAAUGCAACACAUACCCACCCACCAUGGGGCACCGCACGAGCAGCCGGUCCCAGCAUGGGCGCUAUUCCACAACACCUCCCAGAGGAAGUCACUGAUAAAGAGGAGGCUAAUGAUUUUACAGAAAAGAUCUCUUCGACGAUAGCACCAGAAACAGUUCCCACCGCUUUGACAUGGGCAGCAGCACGAACCACAACAACAAUCGCAGGACUGGUGGAGACCACGUUUACCAUUACUCCCCCUACAUCCUCAGAAACCAUGUUUGUGCGAAAAGACUCCACUGUUAGCAUUACCCUCCAUGCUGAAGAGGCCACAAUGAUGGAAACACACCCAACUCAUAGUGGGGCUGACCUAGGCUUCUCCGAGGCCAGGUCAGGGUCCGUGGAUGAACAGCUGGGGGUAUUCACCACUGCCAUGGGAAUCGAUCACAAACUAGUGCCGGAAUCCAUAACAACCACAACUCAGAGCCAAAGGGUUAACACCCCAAUAGCAGGAGGGAAAGGCGAUAAGGCGGAUGAGGAGACUGAGGAAGAUGUGGCUCAUUCAGCAGACGGGGAUGGUUACAUUUUGGCAGACAUUUCCACACCAUCCACUAAGCUGCUAACACCAUCCCUACCGCCGAGCACAGGCAUUCCCCCAGAAACACCUCAUAUUCCCCUGUACACUGAAGACUGGAUGUCCAGCCUGACGGACAGCGACGUCACCUUCCUUCCAGACUGCAAUAAAGAGCGCUCCGGGAUCUGCAACGUAUCCGACACCUGGGCCUCCACGACCUCCUCGGACGUCAAGCCCACACAAAACAUCACUGCCACAAACCAAACAAUCAACCCCUUCCUGGUCCCGGCUCCACUCAUGUUGGUGCCACUGUACACCGACUGGAACAGUGCCAUGGCGGCCUGGGGCCUGGCAUGGGAGGCGCAUGUUUACGGCGCCGGUUGCGCCUUUGCAAUGCUGACACUAGCCUCGGCGCUCAAUCUGCUCUGCUUGCCGCUACGUUGCCCAUCCGGAUGUGGCUAUUUUGCCCUGGUCAGCCUGUUUCUACUAGCUGCUGGUUGUACCAGAUCUUUCUCGCUCCUGUAUGACGCCUACGGCCACCAGGACCGCUUACCCUCCACAGAGGCCUCGUUGAUGCUCUACGAAGCACCGUUUCCCUGCUUGACUGCAGCUUUUGGUUUGGUUUUCCUUCUUCUCUCUAUGCGCUCAAGGAUGCAGCUUUCCUACUCAGCCUUCCAAAGACCUUGUUUCCUGGCCUGCCUAGUUUUCCUUCAUUUCGCUGCAGCAUUCGGACCGGUGACCCUACUCAAGUUUUACCAGCAAAAGCCUCCCCUUUGCCUGUUUCUUUCUCUCAUCUCCCGUGGAGCCUUUGUAGCACUGGCCACAUUUCUAUCUGCUGCCUAUUUUGUGUUCUACAUCUACGUGCGUGCAGAUUCGAAGCACAUCUACCACCUAAACAACACGUCCCCAACGCCCGCCGAGCGCUACAACCGUUGCCCCUUUGCGGAGAGCCGAGACUGGGACCGUGCAGCUGUAACCGUUUGUCUUUCAGCAUUGUUUUCUUUAGCAUGUGCAGGACUGCAGUUAUUUGCAAUUCUCAAUGCUAUGGGUGUUGUAGGUGGAGAGGAGGUCUUCCACCCAUGGCCUUGGUGGGCUUUCCAGUUUAGUUGCAGACUGUGUGAGCUUGGGGUUUGUCUCACCCUAGCCUUAGUGGUUGCCCAACCAGUCUACUGUUCUGACCAUCUCCCAGCUGCAGGGAGCUGCUGGACUGAAUUGUUGUCGUCCAAGUCACCUAUCCUGCCUGGAAGCUACCAGUGGUCCCUGAGCCAGCAGGAGAAGCUCGCCAUUGUCGAUACCGUUGGACUUGGAGAGACAGAAAGCCUUCCUCUUUACACUCUAAUGGAUGAGAGGCUUGGUAGCAGUCUGAACGGUCUGGACCUUCUCUACCACAGCAACCGUGCCCUGGCAUACAGAGACCUUGACUUGGAUUUGGACUUAGGGGGUUCAGAAAAACCAAGGGAUGGAGGAGGUGAAGAACCCUCGGGUGGAUCCUCAUUUACCAGUGACUCCACCACAGAUCUGCGACCACCUUCGCCCAUCAACCUGCGUCGUAGCAUCGAUGAGGCACUCUUCAGUGAGGCCCUCUUUCCCAUGAGCCUCUUUAGCCCUACAAGGCCUAUCCGCUGCAGUGAUCUAUCCUUAAACAACCACUGUCCGCUUCCUAGCAACGGCCUCUGCGAUCCACUCUCAGCUGACCCUGGCCUUUAUCGGACCAGUUCCUGCACGGAGAUGGCUUCUCAACCGCAGCCACCCAGCGCCCAAAAUCGAGGAGACACUGUUGUAAGUGCUCCCCCGUCUCCUUCGCUGUCGUCCUCCUCCAGCUGUUCAUCUCCUGAACGUUGGAGGGACAGCUCUUCCUCCUGUUCCCUCUACCGAGCCUCUCUCGGAGGCUCCUCGCUGGUCCUCUGCCCGAGCCCGGAGAGACAAGCUCGUCAGUUUCUCCAGCAAGAUGGCAUGGGUCGUGUGCCGUCAGCUGGCCACGCUGACCCACAGAGGCAAUAUCAUACACUGGGCGCAGCCUCACAGGAGAGCCUGGACAUGUCAUCUGAGGCAGACCGAUCCGUGCAGGAGGAGUUCAUCAGUGUUUGCAGACAAAUUGAUGCUUUAAGCAUCUGCAGCGAGACCAUUGAUUUAUAAAAGGACAGUCUGGUCAGAUAAGGGUUGCACAGAGGACUUGUUGAGGACGAUAUCUGCUUUGUGUGGCAAGUCAACCGUCAAGGUUUGUUACAGCCUAUUCGGUAGUGCAUGGUAGCUUUUGCGUACACCAUAAAAUACCUAUAGCUGCCAAAAUAAUGUUUUUGGAGGUUUGAUGAGCUUUCUUAUGCGGCCGUUAGUGAAUGUCUACGAGGGUCUAAGUGCCAAGAAUGUCAAAAGCCAAAAGGUAAUUUGUAACUUUUACAUGUUUGAUAAAGGCUGGUGAAGUUUGAUAUAGUCAAAAGAAUAGUAACAUUUUACUGAGUGGAGUUAACAGGAAUUUAUUUGUACAAAUGUUUUUAUUGCAUUCCAACAUUCCAAUAGAUAGUACUGUGACUGAAUUAAGCACUUAUUAAAAUACUACUGAAGUCCUACCCUGUCAAACUCAGAAUAUCGUCAUUAAAUCUCAUGCUGAAUAAAUGGGAUUAGAGUUAAAUUUAAAAUAUAAACUCAUAUCAAUAUUCCACACAUCUUACUUUGUGCAGUUAUAGUGCAGCAGUGCCCUCUACUGGUAAAACGCACACUAUAUUACCUUUAUCCUCCUCCAGUUAUCAGCAAUGGAUUGUGCUCCUACAUACACUGACAGCAUCUUCUCUGACCGGCUUACUAAUUUAUUUAUGUUCAAACAUAACUGUGCUUUUAAUAAAAGUUUGUUUUAUAACAUCUGGCUUCUUUUCCUUGUGGUUAAACGUGUCGACUCAUGUUCAAUAAGACAGUAGUCCAUACACAGUUCGAUUUAUUUAUUUUUUCUUUACCAUAUUGAACAGCAAGAGCGACUUUCCUGUUGAUUGUUUUUCUGUAAACAUAUUCGUUAGUGAUAUUCCUCAAAAACCCCUAAUUGGAUUUAUUGUAUACAGAGUCUUUUUCGUCCAUCUAAAAAGCCCUUUGUUUAUUGAUUUGGUUGCUGGCUGCAGAAGCUACCAUGUGUUCUGGCAACGUAUUGCAAUAUACUGAAGCAGAAAUCAU